AAAAGUGCUUGCACGCACUGGAUGUCGAAGCAAGAUGGCGGAUUGGAAGGCUAUGAGGAGAAGAGGCCAUCAUCGCCUCCACCGAGUUACGAGGAUACGCAGCUGCACCAGUUCCCACCUCAGCACGGGGAUGGGGUCCCCAAGCCGCAGCACCCUGGCGGUCAGUCUCCCGCCCCGAUCACCAACAUCACAGUGAACGCCCCUGCACCAGCAGCGCAGCCCAUCAUCGUGAACAACGUUGUCGGUGUCGGUGGCGCCGUCGUGUGCGCCAAGUGCGGAUCCAACAUCGUCAUCGUGAAGGAGGAGUCCACGUGCAUGACCCACUGCUGCUGCCUGCUGUGUUGCUUCACGAUUCCGUUUUGCUUCUUCCUGCCUUACUGCUGCAACUGGUGCAAGAAGCCGGUGCAGCGAUGCGGCGGCUGCAGGUCCAAGAUUGCUUGACGCGGCCCCAGCAGCGUCACCAUUACGAUGAGCCACGAAUUAAACUUACAUAAUCGUAUGCAAGGCUCUGACUUGGAUUUUUACACGGAGUUUUAUGUUACGGAAUGUCUUUUCUGUCGGCUGCUUAUCAUGCCUGCCCAGCGGCAGAGCUUUUUGUUCUUGUUUUAUGUUGCUUUUAAGUGCCAGCCUUUUGAAUACUGCGCCUGUGUUUGAAAUAUCAAUCUGUUUGUAUUUUUUAAACUGAAUAAAUUUUUUUGUCCAUUUCUGGAA
Molecule: messenger RNA, 711 nt
Organism: Thrips palmi
Lineage: Eukaryota; Metazoa; Arthropoda; Insecta; Thysanoptera; Thripidae
Exons: 4
Coding region: 22-441 (139 amino acids)
Source: RefSeq, a predicted model, not a curated record